Molecule: messenger RNA, 615 nt
Organism: Lucilia cuprina (Australian sheep blowfly)
Lineage: Eukaryota; Metazoa; Arthropoda; Insecta; Diptera; Calliphoridae
Product: poly(A) polymerase gamma-like
Exons: 2
Coding region: 33-476 (147 amino acids)
Source: RefSeq, a predicted model, not a curated record
AUCCUUCACACUUCUUGUAGGUCAACAUUAAAAUGUUAAAGGAGGGCAUGUCCAUAGAGGCCCGUCACGUCAAACGCAAACAGUUGUCACAGUAUUUAGAUGCUGAUUUCUUGAAACGUGAACGUAAAUCCAUGGACAGUCACAAUAGUUUCAAUAAUGCUAUACUGGCCAAUCGUAAACGACUCUCCAAUGAGAUGCAACAGAAAGAAGGCAGCAAUGGCAGUACUGUCAAGCGAUCACGAGUCAGUGAAUCGCAGGAAGAUAAUUCAAAUGCUUCUAGUGAUGCUGGCGGUGGUGGUAAUACUACACCCACCACACCAACAUCACAGCAACAAACAGCACCAACAUUUAAUAAACAACAGCAGUCAACGACGCCACAGCAGGAAGAGGUUUCCGAUAAUAGUAAUGGAGGCAACAGUAAUAGCAAUAGUAAUACGGCUUCAACACAACCCACAGCUGAAGUGGCAUGUUCGUGACCGCCGCCAACUAUACCGCUGGCCUCACUACCCCAUUCACACUUAUAUCCACCCACACAUACGUUGCUGACCCAUGCCACACUACCGCAUCAUAAUACACAGAAAUUUCGCAAAAAUAAUAACGCUGCUGCAGCUGCGA